Molecule: messenger RNA, 1817 nt
Organism: Gossypium raimondii (Peruvian cotton)
Lineage: Eukaryota; Viridiplantae; Streptophyta; Magnoliopsida; Malvales; Malvaceae
Product: hydroxyproline O-galactosyltransferase HPGT1
Exons: 11
Coding region: 195-1142 (315 amino acids)
Cellular component (GO): Golgi membrane
Molecular function (GO): hexosyltransferase activity
Source: RefSeq, a predicted model, not a curated record
GUCUUAUUCCUCGAACCAACAGUUAAAAGCUUAAAAACAGAACACUCCAAGAGAAAAAUGAAAAAGUGCAAACUUUUUGAGUUCAGACUUCAGACCCAGAUUCAAACUCAAGUCUUGGAGUUUCUUUUGAAGACCUUGUUUGAUCUCUUUAGAUCUGCUUGUUAAAUUUUCUUUAUUGAAGAAAACAAGGGAAAAUGCGUAGCCGGGGAUCGAGUAACCGUCUUCCUAACUCCGGUGGCUUUGGUUUUCAUUCUCGAAUUUCGGCUUUGGUUCUCUCCAUGUUCGCUACCAUGGCCACCAUUUACGUUGCCGCCCGCAUGUGGCAAGACGCUGAGAGCAGAGUAUAUUUAAUUCAACAACUUCACACAACAACUGCUCUGGGAAAUUCUGCUAUAUCUGUUGAUAAUAAGCUAAAAGUUGAAGCCUGCAGGGAACAAGAGCAUAAGUUAUCAGCCCUUGAGAUGGAUUUAUCUGCUGCAAGACAGGAAGGGUUCGUUUCAAAGGAGCGACCGGAGAACGACAGUACACGUUCUAAGAAAAGGCUAUUAGCUGUUAUAGGUAUCAUCACGACAUUCGGUCGAAAGAAAAACCGAGACGCAAUUCGGAAAGCAUGGAUGGGAUCAGGCGCAGCUUUGAGAAAACUAGAAGAGAAGGGAAUCGUUGUACGGUUCGUGAUAGGAAGAAGUGCGAAUCGCAGAGAUAGUUUAGACAGGGAGAUUGACAAUGAACAUAGGCAGACUGAUGACUUCAUUGUUCUGAAUCAAGUGGAGGCACCCGAGGAAAGUUCAAACAAGAUAAAAUUUUUCUUUGUUCAUGCUGUGGAGAGUUGGGAUGCAGAGUUCUAUGUUAAGGUCAAUGAUGAUGUUUAUGUUAAUAUUGAUACACUAGGUGCAACACUCUCUGCUCAUUCAGAUAAGCCUCGUGUUUAUAUGGGGUGUAUGAAAUCCGGACAAGUUUUCUCCGAACCGACUCACAAAUGGUAUGAACCUGACUGGUGGAAAUUCGGCUAUGCAAAAUCAUACUUUCGGCAUGCUUCAGGAGAAAUAUAUGCCCUUUCAAGAGCUUUAGCGCAGUUUAUCUCGAUUAAUAGUUUUCCUCUUCUUGCAGGUCUAUUCUUCGAAUAUAUGCCCAUGAUGAUGUGAGUGCAGGCUCUUGGUUUAUCGGACUCGAUGUUAAGCAUGUCGAUGAGAGGAAAUUUUGCUGCUCGCCCUCGUCUACAGGUUGAUCUUCAGCUCUUUCCUGAUCAUAGGCACUGGUGGCUGAGAUGAUUGACUGGUUAAGAUGAACUAAAACAAUACAACUCACACGUUCAUAUAGUUGUUCUCUAUUUGUGUUGACGGAAUGCUUCUUUAUAUUCGGGUGCACCAUGUUGGUAAAGUCUUUUCCUUUAUGUCUCAGGUUCGAUAUGCACGGCCAUCUGAUUGAACUUACUGGAUCAUUGGCAAAUAUAGUAAGGUCAUUCUUGUUCUGCAUCAUUGCUUAUGAUGUUUCAGUACCAACUCCGAGCUCAAAAACAUUGGUCCCCACCCCGGGGCAUAGUACCAGUUGCAUCCGGAAUCUGGAAUUGUGGAAUAAUUGACAUUGAAGAUAUGAGUCGGAUAAUUCGAUCCUGGUUCUUCUAUGUUCCGAACAGCUGCACUUGUAGGACAACAUAGUCAUCAUUUUUUAAGGCACAGCAGUUUUAAUAUCAUUGCUGAUGUAUCAUAGUCUGUAUAAUUGAUUCCAAGUUGAUAAAAUUUCAAGCAUUUCAGCUCAAGUGAAGAGUUGUAAGACUGAAAUACUCUUAUCAAAUAUAUACUCUUUUAGUCUCGUUUGUA